UGCCCACAGAUGUGGUUCACCACCACCUCGCCCGCUGGAGUACGGACGCUGCUGACACGGGCAGGAGAUAUUGGGCUGGCUAGACGAUGUAGCUUCCAAAUGCCAGCAACCUUGAGAACGAGAUGUGCCUGUCUGGUGACACCGCAGUGCAGGCGAAAUCAUCUUUGUGCGGCGGCAGCAACGCAACCCAACGGAAGAGGGAGAGCUAUACCCGGGAGAACUAGGCGACCUGGUGCACCUGUUGAGGGGGUUAUCGGUGGUAGCAGUCGUCGUUGGGUCUCUACGUUCGAAGAGGACUGCGAGGUCGUCGAGGAGUGCCACUUGCUUCUCUCGUCUCGACUAGACAUUCCAGCGCUUGAGGCUCGGCUGGCCGAGCUAGACGCCCUCGUGUCCGAUCCCAAGCUGUACGACGACAGCACCAAGGCUGGCAAGAUCGUAAAGGAAAGGGCCAAGGUGGAGUCUAAGCUGGAAAACGUCAAGAGCCUCAACUCGGAACUGCAGUCCUGGCGAGAAAUGUACGAAAUGGCUUCGCUGGAGGAAGAGGGGGACUUGCUCACAGAAUGCAUCGAAAAGGUGGGAGCUCUCCGGAAGCAGGCAGAGCGCGCCAGAGCAGAGACCCUGCUCUCACUUGGGGGAGAGUUGUCCGCCUCGAACUGCUACCUGGAGCUUCAAGCCGGGGCCGGUGGCACUGAGAGCCACGACUGGACCAGCAUGCUCUACAAGAUGUACACGCGCUGGGCGGAGACGAAAGCCUUUACCCUGCAGCCGUUGAACUCCAGCCCAGGAGAUGAGGCCGGGCUACGCAGCGUCAUGGUGUUCGUGGAAGGGGAGUCGGCGUACGGCUGGCUGAGGUCCGAGGCGGGUGUGCAUCGCCUUGUGAGAAACUCGCCGUAUGACCCAAACGGACGACGGCACACGUCGUUCUCGCAAGUCAGGGUGUUCCCGGAGGCAGGCGGAGAGUCUGGAGACGCCGCCAAGGUCGAAAUCCCGGCCAAAGACCUAAAGGUGGACACCAUGCGGGCCCAAGGCGCGGGGGGGCAGCACGUUAACACCACCGACAGCGCUGUCCGCCUGACCCACCUCCCGACUGGGCUGGUAGCUCUCAGCCAAAGCGACAGGUCUCAGCACAAGAACCGCGAGAACGCGAUGCGUGCUUUGAGAGCCAAGAUCUUCCAAAGAAAAGAGGAGGAGCGACACGCCAAGCGCAACGAGUACGCAGCUGGCCUAGGAGACAACGCCUUCGGCAACCAGAUCCGGUCCUACGUGCUGUCCCCCUACCAGAUGGUGAAAGACCACCGAACAGGGAAGCAGGAAGGGGAUGUGUCUGGCGUGCUCGACGGAGGUCUGGACGGGUUCAUCGAUGCCGCCCUCAUCGCGGAGCAUAGCAAGGGGGGCGAAGAGAGGAGAUAG
Molecule: messenger RNA, 1410 nt
Organism: Ectocarpus siliculosus
Lineage: Eukaryota; Phaeophyceae; Ectocarpales; Ectocarpaceae
Source: the annotation of a GenBank genome assembly